Molecule: messenger RNA, 18967 nt
Organism: Coregonus sp. 'balchen'
Lineage: Eukaryota; Metazoa; Chordata; Actinopteri; Salmoniformes; Salmonidae
Source: the annotation of a GenBank genome assembly
AUGGCCAUGAAGGAGACCAUUCUGCCCAUCAGCGAGGUGUCCGCCCCGACCCUGACCCCAGAGGUGGUGGAGCUCAAUGUGGGUGGCCAGGUGUACGUCACCAAGCGCUCCACUCUGGUCAGCGUGCCCGACACCACCCUGCACGCCAUGUUCGCCCGGUGCCCACCAUGGGAGCUGCCGAGGGACAGCCGAGGUCGAUUCUUCAUCGACCGCGAUGGCUUCCUGUUCCGCUACGUGCUGGACUUCCUGCGAGACCGCCAGCUGGUGCUGCCCGACCACUUUCCAGAGCGUGAGCGUCUGCAACGGGAGGCUGAGCACUUCAAGCUGGGCGAGCUGCUGCGCCUCCUGGGGCCCCGGGUAGGUUCCAAGCAGGGCUCCAUGAACGAUGAGGGCUGCCACAGCGACAUCGAGGAGAGCUCGCAAAGCAGCGAGUACCCCACAGGUUGUAACUCGACUUCCUCAGACAAGAGGUCAGGGUUCAUCACCAUCGGCUACAGGGGCUCCUACACCACAAUGCGGGACAACCAAGCCGACGCCAAGUUCCGACGCGUGGCUCGGAUCAUGGUGUGUGGACGCAUCGCCCUGGCCAAAGAGGUGUUUGGGGAAACACUGAACGAGAGCCGGGACCCCGACAGGCCGCCGGAGAAGUACACUUCACGGUUUUACCUCAAGUUCACCUACCUGGAGCAGGCAUUUGACCAGCUUUCUGAGGUGGGCUUUACAAUGGUGGCGUGUAACUCCACGGGAACAGCCGCUUUUGUCAACCAGUACAGGAACGACAAAAUCUGGAGCAGCUAUACGGAGUACAUCUUCUUCAGUAAGUGACUUCUCACCCUAACUAACAUACAUAUUGGAAAGGUGGGUCCAACAUGUUUUGUCAGGUUUUAGAAGUAUUGUGUCAAAUUUCUCUUCACAAGUGAAAAGAUUGCACGAAUUGCCUACCUAUUCUGACUUGGAUUGUAUAGGAUAUUGAAGGUAAAUAAUAGCCUUUUCUCUCUGUGGUUCAAAGUAAUUCCAAUACCAGCUUCUUCACUUUCCUUGAGAAUACCCUUUCCUGUGUGGUCCAGCGAUUACGUCCACUGAUCCCAGCUAAAAUGUAUGCUAGAGUCGGCAUGGGUUUGAAUCCGGCCCACUGCCCUUUGACUCACCCUCCCCCUAUCUUCACCGUCUUUCCAACACUGUUCUAUCUCUUCAAUAUAGCUAAUAAAUUACGUAAAGAAUGUGGGACUGCCCACCCUCCCUGUUCCUCUCAUCAGUUGGAAAUGUUUUCCAAAUCACAGCAGGUUGGUAAAAGAGAGAAGAGAUUAAAGGGAAAGGUGUGUGAGAUUAACACACAGUUUUAUUGUAAGAAGAAUGAUUGAAGGAUCGAAAACUUCCUGAGGGCUGUAGAUACAGUGCAUUCGGAAAGUAUUCAGACCCCUUGACUUUUUCCACAUUUUAUCACGUUACAGCCUUAUUCUAAAUUUGAUUAAAUUGUUUUCCCCCCUCAUCAAUACCCCAUAAUGACCAAGCAAAAUUACAGCAUCAAGUCUUCUUGGGUAUGAUGUUACAAGCUUGGCACACCUGUAUUUGGGGAGUUUCUCCCAUUCUUUUCUGCAGAUCCUCUCAAGCUCGGUCAGGUUGGAUGGGGAGCGUCGCUGCACAGCUGUUUCAGGUCUCUCCAGAGAUGUUCGAUCAGGUUCAAGUCCGGGCUCUGGCUGGGCCACUCAAGGACAUUCAGAGACUUGUCCGGAAGUCACUCCUGCGUUGUCAUUGCUGUGUGCUUAGGGUCGUUGUCCUGUUGGAAAGUGAACCUUCGCCCUAGUCUGAGGUCCUGAGCGCUCUGGAGUAGGUUUUCAUCAAGGAUCUCUCUGUACUUUGCUCCGUUCAUCUUUCCCUCGAUCCUGACUAGUCUCCCAGUCCCUGCCGCUGAAAAUAAUCCCCACAGCAUGAUGCUGCCACCACCAUGCUUCACCGUAGGGAUGGUGACAGGUUUCCUGCAGACAUGACACUUGGCAUUCAGGCCAAAGAGUUAAAUCUUGGUUUCAUCAGACCAGAGAAUCCUGAGUCCUUUAGGUGCCUUUUGGCAAACUCCAAGCGGGCUGUUAUGUGCCUUUCACUGAGGAGUGGCUUCCAUCUGGCCACUCAACCAUAAAGGCCUGAUUGGUGGAGUGCUGCAGAGAUUGUUGUCCUUCUGGAAGGUUCUCCCAUCUCCACAGAGGAACUCUGGAGCUCUGUCAGAGUGACCAUCGGGUUCUUGGUCACCUCCCUGACUAAGGCCCUUCUCUCCCGAUUGCUCAGUUUGGCCGGACGGCCAGCUCUAGGAAGAGUCUUGGUGGUUCCAAACUUCUUCCAUUUGAUAAUGAUGGAGGCCACUGUGUUCUUGGGGACCUUCAAUGCUGCAGACAUUUUUUGGUACCCUCCCCCAGAUCUGUGCCUCGACACAAUCCAGUCUGAAUACUUAUGUAAAUAAGGUGUUUUUGUUUUCUAUUUUUAAGACAUUUGCAAAAAAUUAUAAAAACCUGUUUUCGCUUUGUCAUUAUGGGGUAUUGUGUGUAGAUUGAAAAAUAAAUAAAUAAUUUAAUCAAUUUUAGAAUAAGGCUGUAACGUAACAAAAUGUGGAAAAAGUCAAGGGGUCUGAAUACUCCGAAAUGCACUGUAGAUGGGGUUUUGGUGGAGUGUGUCUGGGGGUGAGGUGUGAGGUGUGUCUGGGGAAUAGGGAAUGAAAUGGCGGGGAAACAACCAAGACAGUGCAAAGGAACAGGCAAAUCGAAACAGAUUGGAACAGUCUAAUCAGUACAAAUAAAUAAUGAGAAAGAGUGGUGUGUGCCAGUGUGUGUGUCUUUGAGUCUGCAUCAUUGUAUGCCUGCACAGACGUCAGGGGCCUAAAAAGGGGUUAAUGAAGACAAAACAGCCAGUCUAUAUAUUGACCGUAUAUGGUUUCAGACAUUUUGCUCCCUGACUUGUCACCCUUUUUCACUCUCCCGGUCACAUGUCCCUGCUGGUAACGAAGAACUCGGGGCUGGGUCCCUUUGGACGUGAAGGCUUUGACAGGGAGAGGGGAGUCUUGUCAGGGGAGAGGGGAGGCUUGAUAUUGUCUGUUCAUUCUAAGACGAGGGUUGAACAAGCACAGAAAAUAUUUCAUUUUUAUCAAUACACUAGUAAGACAUUAGUUGGCUACCUUUUCACCAAAGGAGUCAGAACAGGAUCAAUGACAUCUACAACAGAAAACACAAUUUUUUUCUAUGGAGUAAAAUACUUUAAAAUAGACCAGUGGGGAAUGAGUCCAACCCAGUGCUAACAUUCAAUAAAAAAGAGAGCUACUUUUCACAAGCCUAUCAUGCCAAGGUAUGGCAGAGAGGGCUUAGAGGCAUCGUCUAAAAAUCUUCCAUGAGAGGUGUUUUAUUUUGAGGGAAGCACAGAUGCCAACAUAACAGAUGUAUGUGAGAACACUCCAUUGGUGGGGGGGCAACAUAUCUGACAUAUCCAUAUAUCUUACCCCCCUGCCUGUCAAGGCACCAUGGUACUGUAUAACACUUUUGAAAGUGCUAGAGGGCAUGAAUAUGCAGGGGGGUAAUGGAUGGGCUGACGAAGCAGAAGUGUUGCGGUGACAUCCAAGGAAUUCGAGGUCAACAGCAGCCACUGACAAAUGCCUGUCUGACUGUUUUGAUUGGGUUAUUUUCAUAACAACUUUCCCUCCUCCAGGUAGACGUGUUGGCAUUACUGUACACACUUCUCUCUUCUUUCCGCUGAAGCUGAUCCGCCUGUGUAAUCCUGCUCGGGUCUUGCAUAAUUCAUUAGCCGCUCUGCAACAGGGCAUUGUAUUGAUAUUUAUGAAGGGAUCAAGCUUUUAUUCCUGAGCAAUGUUGGAGCAUCACCGCUUAUAACAAAGCAGAUUUUUCCCCUGUUGAAUACAAAGAUCAGCUAACUCCUGAACAUGUGUUUUAACUGCAUUCUGUUGGUGUUCUAAAGAUGAUUUGAAACACUUUUCAUGACAAGGAAAUGCUACAUAGACCUAUAGGUACCAUAAUGACAUGUUAAAGUAUAUUAAAUUACAACAAUAACAUAAUAAAAAAGGAACCAUUUAUAUUAUAUUAUCAAUUUUUACUUCUUUUUUUUUAAGUGCAGGCACAUUGUUUGUUUGCACGUUAUGAAUAUACAGUAUUUAUGCUUUCAAAUGUAUUCUAUACUGCAAUAUCCAAUUCCACACGGAUAUAUUAGCUCUAACCUUGCUCUGUAUAGAUCAUUUAUGGAAAAGGUGGCGAUUGGUCCAUUUCCAGCCUGACAUUUAAUGGCAAGAAUAAGUCUAAAAAUACAAGAGAGACAAUCUUGUAUAAGACAUACUCUGAGUAUACAAAACAUGAAUAUUCAGUUGCACCCCCUUUUGCCCUCAGAACAGCCUCAAUUCGUCGAGACAUGGACUCUACAAGGUGUUGAAAGCAUUCUACAGGGAUGCUGGUCCAUGUUGACUCCAAUGUUUCCCACAGUUGUGUCAAGUUGGCUGGAUGUCCUUUGGGUGGUGGACCAUUUUUGAUACACACUGGAAACUGUUGAGCGUGACAAACCCAGCAGCGUUGCAGUUCUUGACACGAACCUGUGUGCCGGGCACCUGCUACCAUACCCCGUUCAAUGGCACUUAAAUAUUUUGUCUUGCCCAUAAACCCUCUGAAUGGCACACACGCAAUCCAUGUCUCAAUUGUCUCGAGGCUUAAAAAUCCUUCUUUAACCUGUCGCCUCCCCUUCAUCUACACUGAUUAGAGUGGAUUUAACAAGUGACAUCAAUAAGGGAUCAUAGCAUUCACCUGGUCAGUCUAUGUGGAAAGAGCAGGUGUUCCUAAUGAGCUGUACACUCAAUGUACAAUGAAAAUAGGAAGCAUUGACCAUGUUGUCAAACAGCUCCAUUUCACCAUGUUAAAGGGAUGCUGCGAGAUUCUGGCAACUAAGCCACUAGCUUACGCUACCGUACCUGUAGACAUCCAUUUUCUAACGCUAGUUAGCAUUGGCUCAUGUAACUACCUCUAACUUCCUUCAUACUGCACCCAGAGACAUAAAAAUGGUAUCCAAGAGUUCACCUGAGUCUGGGUAAGUAGAAAAGCUUAAUUGCCAGAAUCUCGCAGUAUCGCUUUAAAAGCUUUCCAUUGCUUAAACCAUUAAGUUUAGCAUUUACCAGACUUGAAAGCAUUCAAUAAGAAAGCUUUUUCCAACACUGAGUCAUCAUCCCAACUCAGGCAUUAUAGACUUGUAACUUUUAUUCCUGAACCAGACUGCAGCACCUUACCUUGCACCUUACCAUGCCCCUUACCAUGCCCCUUACCUGGCACCUUACCAUGCACCUUACCUGGCACCUUACCAUGCCCCUUACCAUGCCCCUUACCAUGCACCUUACCAUGCACCUUACCAUGCCCCUUACCUGGCACCUUACCAUGCCCCUUACCUGGCACCUUACCAUGCACCUUACCAUGCACCUUACCAUGCCCCUUACCUUGCCCCUUACCUGGCACCUUUCCAUGCCCCUUACCUGGCACCUUACCAUGCACCUUACCAUGCCCCUUACCUGGCACCUUACCAUGCACCUUACCUUGCCCCUUACCAUGCCCCUUACCAUGCCCCUUACCUUGCCCCUUACCAUGCCCCUUACCUGGCACCUUACCAUGCCCCUUUCCAUGCCCCUUACCUGGCACCUUACCAUGCCCCUCACCUGGCACCUUACCAUGCCCCUUACCUUGCCCCUUACCAUGUGUUUAUGCAUUAUACAUGCUGUUAUGGUUUAGCAAUUUCACAAUUUGUUUCUCAGACCAAAAACAUUGAUUGCCAAUGUCUCUGGUCUGAAGAAGGUAAAUAGACAGAAACGUUGGCAAUAAACUAGAAUACAUAUGUAAAGCUUUGUAAGCAAGAAGUGUGCAAUAUCUUUUUCUUUUGAAUCAUGUUCCAUACUCCGGCAUAAUGCAAACUUAUUCUUGACAUGUUGUACUCUUAGAUAAAACCCAAAGGCUUUUCGAGAGCUUGGGACUAUAAGGUUCUAUCUGCAUUUUUGUCAACAUUUAGUUAUUGACAUUGCCUUGUUCUGUUCAAUAUUCUCUACCUAUGUAGUACUCUAAAUACCCCAAUUUAUGUUAUUAAGUUCAAAAGAAUACUAGAUAAACAUUUCUGACACCAUCACACAAAUGAGGGUUUGGAACUUAAAAGCCAAUUAUCUUAGGAUCAUCUUUUUGCAGAUAGAACCUUCUAGUCUAGCUCUCAUUUUGCUGGUUGUAGGUUUUGCUCAUACAGAAGCUGUUAUCUUCUCAAAUCUGUUCUCAAAUGUGUACUGAUUUUGGACUGUUAUGUCGAUUUAAGACAAUGGGAAAACCAAAAUGUUAAUGUAUGGCCUUCAGCUAUAUUAAUGUCUUACAUUUGGUCAUUGAUAUGUCUUCAACACAUUUCUUUUCAAUACAAUUUGGGUGGUUAGAGUUGUUGUUACUUCAUCAUGUUUGAUUCAUAGUCCUGAAGAGUCUGCUAGCCAAAGUUCCAACAAGAAAAAAAAAAGAAGAUCCCUUACAUCAGAGAUGCUUUGUCAGUUAAAAGGAGAAAUGAUGCAGCAAAAUCAACGUUUGUCAGACGUUUUCAGACCUUAAACAUGUUGAGGUAACUCCACGUUCCAGGCCAUCUGUUGUGUAGAUUCAGCUAAAUGCUCCAUCCCCAUGUGAAUGGAAAAGAUAAGCACCGUAUAUCUCCAGAUUUUUAUUUGGUGCAUAGCUGCAUCUACACUAUUGAUGGCAUGGAAAGUGGGUUCAUCAUGAUGGUGUGGGACGUGGGUUCAUCAUGAUGACGUGGGACAUGGGUUCAUCAUGAUGACGUGGGACGUAGGUUCAUCAUGAUGUCGUGGGACGUGGGUUCAUCAUGAUGACGUGGGACGUAGGUUCAUCAUGAUGUCGUGGGACGUGGGUUCAUCAUGAUGUCGUGGGACAUGGGUUCAUCAUGAUGGUGUGGGACGUGGGUUCAUCAUGACAACAGACUACUUUGGGGGUCUAAAAGCAUCUGACAAACUGUGAUUUUGGACUGUUAUGUCGAUUUAAGACAAUGGGAAAACCAAAAUGUUAAUGUAAGGCCUUAUAGACUUAGAUAUGGUCUGAGUUGGUUAUCAUUUUGCAGAGCGCAUCCUAGAACUGUCGUGACACAGUACGAUUUGCAUGCAGAUUUCAUUUUGAUACUCAAUUUUUCUGCCAAGCCAAGCAAAACGCCAACAAACACCGACCUAGAGGCAUGACAGAGAAGGUUGUUUUAUUCCGCGACAUUCCUCAACAUAACCAUUAUUGAUUGAGAGGGUAAUCAUUUAAAUGCCACAGAUGCAACCUUGGGACAAGUGACAAAUGUGGUGGGACUCCCGGCACGACUGUCCAAAUUAUGGAUUUCGUCUGAGGUCAGGUGGCGGGCGGGCAGGCCACCGGGUGAGAAGUUGACUUUCUCUUCCGUUUGCUCACUCCCUAAACUUCACUCCAUUUCCCACGCUCAUCAACAUUGCGAAGUGAAUGACGCGUUCUCCCAAGCGUUGAAUGAGAUUAUAUGGCCGUCUUGUGUAGAUAACAAACCUACAGUGUUUUUCCUGCAUUAUGCGGCAUGCGGUUUGUCAUUUAAAUAAGGCUUGCAAUCCCUUUCAUUCAUUUAGAUAAGCAUUCGGGGUAGGCUCUGAGACAGGUAGUUGAUUCUCCAUGCAAAACAAAUAAUCCCAAUUCCCAACUGCUCAUUUGAUUAGCUAUUCUUGUCCUUUGGAAUUGUCAACCCAGACAAAGAAUUUCAGUACUUGAAAGUGAGAGGGAGAACAUUAGAAUAGUUUAUACCAUGGUAUUGAGAGAGAGAACAAUAUGAGAGUUUAUACCAUGGUAUUGAGAGAGAGAGAACAAUAGGAGAGUUUAUACCAUGGUAUUGAGAGAGAGAGAACAAUAGGAGAGUUUAUACCAUGGUAUUGAGAGAGAGAGAACAAUAGGAGAGUUUAUACCAUGGUAUUGAGAGAGAGAGAACAAUAGGAUAGUUUUCUACCAUGGUAUGAGAGAGAGAGAACAAUAGGAUAGUUUAUACCAUGGUAUUGAGAGAGAGAGAACAAUAGGAUAGUUUUCUACCAUGGUAUGAGAGAGAGAGAACAAUAGGAGAGUUUUCUACCAUGGUAUGAGAGAGAGAGAACAAUAGGAGAGUUUAUACCAUGGUAUUGAGAGAGAGAGAGAACAAUAGGAGAGUUUAUACCAUGGUAUUGAGAGAGAGAGAACAAUAGGAGAGUAUAAUGAUUCUUCAACACCAUUUGUUUUUCCUGCUGUCAAAUUCCCUUAGAGUUAAAUAUUAGCAAAUGCUUUUAUUAAAAUGAAAGAGGCAGAGAUCAUUGGUUGGUUUAAGUUAGCUGUAAACUGAAUGGAUAAUGUGUGGAAAGGAAGGCGAGACAUAAUUUGACAUAUCCAUAUACUGGGCUGCUACAGGUAUUACAAUUAUGCCUUGAUCUCUGCGUAAACAAAAAUGUGUUUACAUUUCCACAAAGUAUUCGAAUGUUUGAUGUGAUAUUGUUGAUUUCCAUCAUUUCAGUUAAUUUUAAACACAAUCUCUACUAGCCACACAACGAUCCCUUUCACAACAUAACUUUAGGCCUUAAAUGGAGCAGUCUGGUAACUGGGAAUCUGCUUAAUGGCCACAUCCCUCAGCUACAUACCAAAACAAGUGGCAGAGGUGCCAUUUUGCUGAAAAAAAUAAAUACCAGAUUCUAACUUUAAGCGCUGGGGAUUCUUAUCAAGCAAAUGCCAGUCAACUACGGUGCUCUUUAUCGGCCUAAGUCUCAUUAUUUGGCAAAAAGCUGUCUGAUAACACGCCUGAAAGAUAAUGGCGGUGGCGGCAGCCACUUUGACUGUUGUUUAAGUCCAGAUAGACACCAGGAAUUUAAGUAGUCAUGACCAAGUGGUAGAGUCAUUGUGGACUCUACUUGACCAUAGAAUGGACACAGAUGGGAAUGUUCCAUGUGCAAGAUUAGGAGAGGGAAGCAUGAGUGAACACAAUAUGUUUACACCGUUUCCAUGUGCAUUAUUUCUAGGACAUUGUUAUGCCCCCAGAGAAAAUACUAGCUUGUGAGGCCAUCUGCUCUCCCAGACUUCCACUACAACACAGGUUGUGAGCCUGUGCGUGAACACAUUAGUGCUUAGUGCUUUCAUUGGAAUUGGAUGUUUACUAGCAGGAUUUUUACUUGUUUUGAUAGCAAUUGCUACUACAGAGUACAUGUGCACAUUGAUUUACAGAUUACAGGUGGCUUUAGUCUUUAGUCUGUGUAACAUAAAUGUUGGACCAUAGUGCUUAAAAGGUAAACUGCCACCUACCUGUCUGGAAACUCAUUGCUGAGAAUGUACUGCAAGUGAAAUUCAAAUAUUCACAUAGGAGGAGAAACGAGGAUAACUAUCCUCCUCUUCCUCAAUACACCAGUCUCCACUGACAGACAUGUAUUCAACACAAUGUCUAUAGUGCUGAAGUAUAGAAACAACCUGUAUGUUGUGCCCUAAGGGUUGGUCAUGCUCCUGCUCUUCCUCUGUUUAGGUUAAAGCCAUUUCCCCAUGGGCAUCACCGCUACAUUGAGAAUCUUCAUCCUUCGUUUCUUUCCCCAACUCAGCCGCUGAGAGAUAGGAGGACCUGCAUUUCAAUUAUAGAUUGCUAUCACACUCAACUCCUUCUUUUCUCUAGUCCCCUCUCACUUGACAAAGGCCAAAACCUGCUCCAUCUUUUUCAGUCUCAUCUUUAACAUCUUACUUGAUGAGGCCUCUGCCCUCCAUUCUGAUCCCUCACCUCUAUUAAUUUAAUUAGUAAGGUGGACUGAACGUUCUGACCAUCUUUAACAUCAUUAUAUCUCUAUAUUUGUGUUUUUUAUCCUGCUAUUUCAACCAUUACCUAAAUGUCAUUACUGUGAUAUAUUAUCCACCAUAUUUCUUUCAAACUGUGCGCUUCAUCUCAAAUGUCAAAUACAACGUUGUUGUUUUUCUUACCCAUAUUUUACCCUUAGUUGAACUGAGAACACAUUCUCAUUUACAGCAACGAUCUGGGAAAUAGUUACAUGGGAGAAGAGGGGGGAUGAAUAAGCCAAUUGGAAGCUGGGGAUGAUUAGGUGGCCAUGAUGGUAUGAGGGCCAGAUUGGGAAUUUAGCCAGGACACUGGGGUUAACACCCCUACUCUUACAAUAAGUACCAUGGGAUAUUUAGUGACCACAGAGAGUCAGGACACCCGUUUAACAUCCCAUCUGAAAGAUGGCACCCUACACAGGGCAAUGUCCCCAAUCACUGCCCUGGGUCAUUGUGAUAUUUUUUUGGGACCAGAGGAAAGAGUGCCUCCUACUGGCCCUCCAACACUACUUCCAGCUUCCAGGAUGCAGGGUGGUAUGCUGCUGGCCAGUGUUGAAUAGGGAAUUGCAUUAAAAUGAUCUGCUUUUCCUUUUUCAGUUCACUAUUUGCUUGAGAUAAAAACUCAUCUGUCAGGUGUGGUCAACUGUUGUUCUGAGAGUAUUCAGCUAAACUUUCCUACCUUCUUAUUCAGAUUCACCACUGUCUUUUCAACAUAAUUGCACCUUUCAUUCUUAGCACACAUCUACAAGUACUGUAAUUUGCCUCCAUUUCUUUGAUGUGCACUCAAUGAAGUGUUAUCGGGAGCACUUAUAUAAUGAUUUGUUCAACACUUGAUUAGAUAAUAGAUGUCUUGCUUAGCCGUUGGUGUGCUUUCUCGCAUAUCUCACUUGUCACCGAGGCUAUUUUUGGAUGAGGUGUCCAUUUGUAGAGGCUGGUCUGAAAGAUUUUUAAAGUGUCAAGUGAUUCUUAAACAAGGAAUCAUGCCUUCAUUAUAUGCAAAUCAAGCAUUAUAUGCAUUAUAUUCAAAUCAAGUAUAACAUUUUAAAGUGGAAAUUACAAACUUUAGAAGCCUUUUUAAACCUUGAAUACACUCCAGGUUUGCAUUUCCUGCUGUAGAGAAAAAUUGUCAGUAACAAAAGGGAUCAAAUUAAGAUCCUACAUCUGUACUAUGAAUCGCUGACUUGUUUUUUAUUGUACUUGAGAGUUUCACAUAGACUUCUGUGAUUAUCUAACCUUUCACCUUUUAUCUACCUUUGGCCCAUAAUUAGCUGAGUCAGUGCUGUUCCUCAAAGUUACAAGACAAAUUGGGCUGCCAUUUUCUUUUUAGGUCCUUUAUAUUCUUAGUGUCCCAAUGUCAUCGGAGAAGGGCGGUGGCAUCAGUUGUCCUAUUUCAAUACUGAUUGACCCCACCUGAGUAGCCUGUCCCCACUGUCCCAAGGGCUCAAUGAUCAUCGUGCAGCCCUGACAAUAACUCUCCCAGAGAAUCGAUCUGAAACAUGAAGACUCAGCAGGGAGUUAUAUGGGAGAGUUAUAGGGAACAAGACCCUUUAUUGGGAGGGUUGAGAUUGGACUCAGUUCAAUAGUAGAUCGCCAGUUUGUCCUUGUAUGUGAAUCUCGGACACUUUGUUUUAGGUGUGGUUUUGUACGUAUUGCUGUAACACUGUGUUCUGAUUGACAUGACAGCUGUCAUCUCCUAUUAAGAUAACCCUCUGCCCUAAAGCAUAAGACUAAAUAAAUAGUUGAAUAAUUGUUUUCAUUGGUUGUGGUAGUGUUAUUAGGUUUUACAAUUUGUUAUGCAAGCCUUACCAAGGUGUUGCAUUACCUUAUUGACAGCGUUAGGAAAGCCAAAUGCAAACACAUCAAGUGUUACAGAGGUAGCUAAAACUUGUCAGUUGGCCCAAAAUAUUAUUAUUGUGGCUGAAUUUUAUCCAACCUGCUAUAGAAAUAUCUCUGCAUCUUUGAAAACACGCACUACAUUUUAUUUUACACUUCAGUCAUUUAGCAGAUGCUCUUAUCCAGAGGUGCAUUCAACUACAUUAGCCAGUAGGUAAAACAAUCACUUAAAAAAAACUUGAAUCAACAUAGCCGCUAUCCACUAACACUACAACUACUGCCCAUGUACACACUGCUCUUAUUCAGAAAACUGGAAGCAUCUACCGUAGAGUAGUCUACCUGCUAUUAAUUACAGUACCCCAAACCAUUCUGCAAUUUUAUUUUAGUUAUUUGAAGCUAUGUUAACACUCUAUGUUCCUGAUUUAAUACUGUAAUGCGGUUUUGAUUGAAUAACAUCCCUAAGCCUUAUCGAGAUAGACUACUAUCUGCUUCAGAGUGGGUGCCAAGAUCCUUCAAGAACCAUCCCACACAAAAGCCAGUUGAUGACUGCUUGGAUGUACAGUAAUAGAGAGAGGCUUUCUCUUAGUGAGGUACAGUAGGAAACCUUGAUUUCUCUAUUCACCUGAACUAUUCACCUGUCCCUACUGAACAGCGAGGAUGGCACAUUUUCUGAGGGGAUAAUUUGGUCUGUCACCCAAAUGGCUUCCUAUUCCCUGUAUAGUGGACUACUUUUGACAGGGGCCCUAUGUGCUACACAUAGGGAAUAGGGUGCCAUUUCUGACUAAGCCUUUUUUCGAACAAGAUGGAAGAAGGAGAAGAACUCAAGAGGAGGGCCUUACUCCUUGUAUGAUAUGCUAUUCAUCUAAUGGUGUCACAUUUUCUCCUCUGAUGUACUGGCUCUCUAACUCUACUGGCCCCUCUAUUAGCUUGACUUUAAUUGUCUAAGCAUCGAGAGUAAGUUAUUUAUGCUCUAUUUUCAAAUCAGAUGGGAGACAGUGGGACAGAACAUUCUCUGCUUUUUUAAAGGCCCAGGGACCGUUCUACAUUGACUGACCCUCUCUGCAGUCUGUUGUAUUAUUUUCCCAUUGGUACCAGUGAGAGGAGAGAAAGCGAUUUGCGAUGUGGCAUAGGCUACAGUUAAGCAGAUGCGUUUGUAAGAUUUCCACAUAUGGGAUUUUUUAUUUGUCUUUUAUAAACGCAUUUCAUGCAAUUCUAUGUCAUUUACAUGACAGAAGACAUUAGCUGAAUAUUUUUUAAUAGCACACAAAUGACCGAAAUGAAUGGUUACGCUGACACUGACAAACUGAGAUCAAUAAAAACGUUCUGGUCUUGAAUUCAAACAAUAGCCCAGGCCAAUGACGCGACACACAGAUUGUACAAUAUUAGGAGGAAAUAUAUAUACAUAGAGUAGGCUACUAAAUAAACUUUCCAGUGGCAAACUGACUCACCUAAUGAUGAAGAUGAAGCCAUAGGCACCGAUAUGCUCAUCAUGGCAAUAGCCUAUCUCAAAAUAAGCUACUUUGAAAAACAGUGCUGCUGUUCGCUCAAAAUGGUUUCCAUUGGUUAUAUAGACAGAUUAGUAUUCUCUAUUCAGCAGCAUUUGCUUUUUAUACUGUACGUUUUUCACGCGAUUGUAUUUAGAAAUUUGCAAAAAGAAAACAGCAGCCGCAACCAACCAUAGAAAUAUAAUCCAUAGAUGGCAGUUCCCAUUCAAAUCAAGACUGGCAUCCAUUGCUAGUGUACCCAUGAGUUUAAUAGUCAAAGUGCCAGGGUAAGAGGUUACAAACCCUUCUAUGGAUUAUAUCUCUACGGCCACAACACAACAAGCUGUUCUUUAUUUGGCUAGCAUGCUGCCCAAAUUGCGGCCUUCCCGACUGUAGGCAUACCGGUGACUGCCAAGAUAAAGGAAACACUUGAAUAAAUGAGGGAUACCAAGUAUAUGUUAUGGUGUGGGGUGCAUUUUCCUGGCAUGGUUUAAGUCCACUUGUAGAAUCUAUGCCAAGGCUCAUUGACGCUUUUCUGGCAGCUCGUGGUGGCCUAACACCCUAUUAAGACACUUUAUGUUGGUGUUCCCUUUAUUUUGGCAGUUACCUGUAUGCGCUUGUGAUAAAACUUAAUCCACAGUUAUUUUCUGGAAAAAGCCCCUGCAUUAGCGUGUGCAUCAGCGAUAAAGAGAGCUGUAAUUCCCAGUUUUUCUUGAGGUAGAAACGUCUCUCUCCACACAAAGAAACUACAUUGUGGGAUGAGUAAUCUAGGAUCUACAUGUAAUGGGUUUCUGUGGCAGAGGCAGUCUUUGUGAAUUGUAAUCACUCAGGAUUCCAUGAUGGGUAGCGUCCCUGGGAGCUGAGCUGCUGUUCCUAUUAGUGAGAUAGUAAACCAAAGUGGAAGCCUUUGCAUUACGAUGCCUUUGAGGUACAUCACUGAUUCACAGCCUUCAUGUGUUUGCUAAUACGGGCAUGCUGCGACCCACACAAAACCCCAAGGCUGGCUGACAUUUGAACACAAGCCACCGCUGCUGUUGUGGAUGUAGAUAAUUGUUGUGUUGUUUUUGUUUAGUUGUGCAGUGGGUAGCGGGGUGUAGUAGCAUUAUCUCUGUUGAUGAAAUGUAUGUUUAAUAUUUCAGACAUACACAGACAUAAUUGGCAUUGUUGAAAUACUGCCUCUUGUUCUGACGCUAUAAAACCAGGAGUUGUAUUUAAUCAAAAUCAUUCUUCAACAAACCUGCACUGUGGGUUUCACAAAAUACCUGUGCUACAAAAUGUCACCCUUUCACUGUCAAUAUUAGUUAUUUCACCUAAUAAACAUGCUCUAAUUGAUCACAAUUAAGCUAAUUUGCUACAUAUGAGGCUCAGUAAAAAUGCUAUUUUCCUGCAGUGAAAAUGGAAUAGAUUUUUAGCCCAGCUCUGAUGACAUUUGCCUAAUAAACUCCUAGUUUGUCCAUAGCGACAGCUUCAGCAGAAGAAUCCAGUUGAUGAAAUAGUGAGGCCUGCCCACCUGAUGUUACGUUCUGAUAGGCAAUCUCAGAGACUGUCAUGAUUGACAGCAUCCUAUAAAAUGAAAGCUACAGCAAGAUAACCAUCCAUCUCCCUCACAUCUUACUGUCAAUCAUCUUUCACUGUGUUAAAUUAGUGGGAGUCGCUAACUGCCGCAACAGUAUGAAACUUUGGUAACCAUUAGGAGAUUUGGUCCCGCUUUAAAUGAUGUUCAGCUUUUAAAGGCUUCAUAAAGCCUUCAUAAUGCCUUCAUAAGCGCUACAUAAAUGUGUUACAAAGCAUCUAUAACCUUAUGUCAUGCUCUAUUAAGGUUUUAUAAAUGUGGAAUAACUGUGUGACAUAACCACCAAUGUCAAAUGUGACAUAUCCCACUGCUUAAUAAAGGCUUUAUAAAUCAUAUUAAAUUGAUGCUUCACAAAGCAUUUAUUACCUUGUCAUUCAUCUAAGGUAAAGCAUUGCAACACCAGGAUAGUGGGUUAGAUUCCUUAUUUUUCUUAAAACUGCAUUGUUGGUUAAGGGCUUGUAAGUAAGCAUUUCACUAUAAGGUCUACACCUGUUGUAUUCAGCGCAUGUGACAAAUAACAUUUGAUUAGAUUUUUAUAUUACUCUAAACCCUUUCCCUUUUGAGUGCAUGGUCAAUAUUGGACCUGACCUCAACUUCCCCCAAAAUGCUGUGCUGCAGGAUGACACACAUUCUAAAGUGCAGUCAUGCACAGCAAAAAACAUUGAUAGGGCCCUUUAAAAUCUGAAUACAUUUUUUGCCUAAUUCAGUUUUUUCCCAAUUUUUUAAUAGAAACACAACAUAUUUAGAUUUUCAAUGCUUAAACCACAUCAGGGGACCACUUUUGAGGUAGGGUGUGAGGUAUUUAGAUGAGUUGAUGGACCUGCAAAGCUUGUGUGUGUGUGUGUGUGUGUGUGUGUCAGAGCCAAGAUGAUUUGGAGAGGUCCAAUCUGAGACUACCGCACCAGGUAUUCCUCUUCGGUUCCCAUGCUGGAACCAGGGCAUUAUUACAUCCUUUUACAAUGGGGCCAACAUUUUGUGGCUGAUCUUUCAGCGGGGGAGUGGGUGAAUGUGUCUAAGACCUGACUGGGCCCAAGACCCCACGAUAUGGCUUGUUAUAUUGUUGUCAAAGACCUGACUGCACCCAGCACCCCACUGUAUGGCUUGUUAUAUUGUUGUCAAAGACCUGACUUGGCCCAGCACCGCAAGGUAUAGUUUGUUAUAUUGUUUUCAAAGACCUGACGGGGUCCAGCACCUCACAGUAUGGCUCGUUAUAUUGUUGUGUCAAAGACCUGACUGGGUCCAGCACCGCAAGGUAUGGCACAUUUUUGUUGUGUGCAUGUUUGUGUACUAAGGAACAUAUAACUUGGUUCCAGAAGAAAGACACUUUCAAUUUCUUUAGGUUGGGGGCUUUCAUCAACGUAAGUGUUUCUUGGUGUAACGUCGUCCCCAGGCUAUUGCACACACAGCAUAUAUAAGCCUUGGAUAUCAACCAUUCAAAGUUGACCUUAGUGGGAGUGACCAUAAAAUUCUAUAGGAGUGACCUUACUGAGUAAAGUAUUUGUCAUCGUCACUACUUAACAGAGUGAAAAAGUCAUAAUUAUUGCUAAUUUCUGCCACUUUCAACAAUUUAUAUUCUUAAAAUUUGAUUUUAAACCAAACCCUAACUAAUGAAGGCCAAGUUUGAUGCGUUGGUCCACCAGACCUUCCGCACAUUUGGGCGGAAGUGUCUGGGAACGAGAUUAGGUGUCAUGUGACUAACAUUACUUCUCUUUAGAGCGUAUGCCAUCCUUCAGCACAACAUGUCACCCUUUAUAAAGCACGUUUAUAUCAUAUUCAACAGUGGGUUUUGUUACAUUUAUGAACCCUUUAUAAAGCAUGACAUACGGUUAUAGAUGCUUUGCAACACAUUUAUGUAGUGCUUAGGAAGGCUUUAUGAAGGCUUUACGAAGCCUUUAUAAGUUGAACGUCAUUGAAAGUGGGACCGGAGAUUUGUAGGCCCCCUAUGUAUGCAUUCAUAAAGCCUUUAUAACAGCAACAUAAGACAUUAUAAUAUAUGUCAUAGGCAGGCAUUAAUAUUACGAACUAUGACAAAAUAUGUUAUGAAGCUUGUUAUGAUGGGUGCUAUAGUUGACAGGCAAAUCUUGUAUGUCUUAUAAAACUGUUAUAAAGGCUUUAUGAAUUUAUACAUUGGGGGCCAAUAACACUUUAACAAGCAGUAAGUAUGUAUGGCUAUGUAUGGAUGUCUUAUAACAGUGUUACAAAGUCUGUAUGUAGGUACCUUCGUUUAAACUCGACUGGCAAUCAAUAGUCAACAGUGUUAAUGAGUGGCUCAUGUCUAGCUCCCAGCCCCUAAAUCCCCAGGAUCAGCCUGUGUAGUCAGCUAGCCGGCUAACCUUAGGUCACGCUGAGCUGAUUUAGAACCCAGUGUGGGGCGUACUUAAUGAGGUCUAAUGGACUCCUGGUACCCUCAGAUCUGGAGCUUGCAAUUUUAUCACCAAUAAGAGGCAUUGUUUUAUCUCAUUGACAGGCCCACCAGAGAACUGGGAAGCUCUCAGAUAUUAUUUAGGAGAAAUAAACAACAAACAAUGUUAUUAAAUUAAUUAAUUAAUUUUCUACAAACGUGUAUUUAAAUGUUUUUGUUUGGAUGGAUUACAGUGCUUAAUCAGCCGACAAUUAAAAUGUUGAGUGACAUUAUCUAUUUAUUAUUUUCUGCAACUGAUGUUUUUGUCAAAAACAUUUCAACAUACUAUGUAUGGGUAGGCAAUUAUUUUGUAACAUACUGUACUAUGCCUCAAUGGUUUUUAAGCAGUGGUCCUUCUCAAUGGUUGACUUCUUCGAAAUGUAUUAAUUCAUUCAUGCAGUAUAGAGUAACUGCAAAAGUUCCUGGUUCAAGCUUUCGCUGUAGUUGCUGAGGAAGCUGUUUGUCACAGCCAGGAAGCAAAGGCCCACUGCUCUCAGCACUCACAAAGGCAACUCAACUUAAUUUAACAUACUGACUUAACACUUGGGUACACUUUAUAGUGCUCCACUGACAGGGAUCUUAUGCUGUCAGUAUGUUAGCCUUCUUACUGUAACCCUUCUUGUUAAUGACUUGGGUCUGUAGUGUAGUGUAGUGUAGAGAGAGAGAGAGAGAGAGAGAGAGAGAGGUUGCCUGGCUAACAUGUUUCCAACUCUGACUGUGCUACCUUGGGGGUGAAUUAUGUAACAUGAGAAUAUUAGUGGAAGAAUGGGCACGUUCUCUCAUUUUCUCACAGUGCAAGACUGGAAGAUUUAAGAUAGCCAGCACAAAAGCCCACUAAAGUUGUGAAAUGAUUACUGCUGUGUGGAGAAAGGACUGUUUCUCAGAUAGCAGCAAGGUAUUAUGGGGGACACUUUGCAGCUACAUUGUACAAUCAUGUCUGUUUCUCACUAUUUUUGUCUCUCACUCAGAUCUUUUUUUCUGGAAUUUAUUUGCAUACAUUGAUUUAAGUAGUCUAUGGAAAAUAUGAAUGUGCCUAGAUAGAAUGUGUGCCAAAUAGUCAAGACCUUGGAUAGCUGCUUUUCUGACAGUGUUUCCCUAACCUAUUAUGGAUUAGCCCCAGCUGUUCCACUUAUUUGAUCUAUUCCAGUAAUGCUGUAGCACAACUGAUUGAACUGGUCAACUAAUCAACAAGAUGAAUCAGGUGUGCUUGUACUGUAUUGUACUGUAUUGUACUGUAUUGUGUUGUAAUAGUUCAAAUAAGUGAAAAAGCUGUGGGCACUCAUGGAGAAAUUAGGGGAAAACGGCAGCAUGUCAUACACGUGCUCCCACUCCAGUUGUCUCAACAUGUGACUGACCUUGUCUCUCUGCUGUUUGUUUGGCAGGGCCGGCAUCGAAGACCGUCUCCCCCAAGCAAGACAAACUGGGUACUGACAAGGGCAGCGAGAGCGGCACGUCCCUCAACGAGCUCUCCACCUCCAGCUCCGAGACCCACUCCGAGGCCACCUCACCCCAGGAUGGUCCCAACCUGGGUGGGGGAGGCGGCGGGGGAUCCGUGGCCCGCUGCGGAGCCCUCCAGUCCGUUUCCCGGCAGCCCAGCACCCUCACCCUGGGGCGGCCCUCCAAGAAGGGCUCGUCAGUGCAGUGGAUGCAGCUGCCAGAUAAGCGACGCAACAGCGAGCUCUUCCAGUCGCUGAUGGGGCGUGAUGGCGGCCUGAGCAGGAAGAAGAACACGGAGAGACCCAGUGCAGAGGAAGAGAUGAAGCAGUGCAUCCAGGACUUUAACAACAUCAAAAUCCCACAGGCGUUCCCCGAGCGCAAGCGGCAGUGGCAGUCCGAACUACUCCAAAAGUACGGUCUAUAG